This is a messenger RNA of Musca vetustissima, 2693 nucleotides long. RefSeq lists its product as uncharacterized. NCBI's taxonomy places the organism in Eukaryota, Metazoa, Arthropoda, Insecta, Diptera, Muscidae. Gene Ontology annotation, biological process: nervous system development. The annotation marks the transcript as partial. Gene Ontology annotation, cellular component: signaling receptor complex; external side of plasma membrane. Gene Ontology annotation, molecular function: signaling receptor activity. The transcript has 12 exons. The record is from RefSeq and is a predicted model, not a curated record.
UUUUCUUCAUACCUUGAAUUUCCAGUUAGAAUUAUGGGCAUGGACGAUAAAUUGCAUCAGAAAAUCUUCGAAGAUAAUUUGAAUUUGAUCGAUACACCGUUAAUUGCGACCACCAACAGCAUCCACUAUUCGAGCAGUUUGGGUGCAGCGGCAGCCAAUGGCUUCAGUAGCCUGCAAGGUGUACUCUUGUAUCCGUUCAAUAUGAGUGAAUUCCAUCAACGGCAUAUGGCGGCAAUGACAACGGCGAAUAGCAGAGAUUUGGAUAUCAUCGAUACGGAUAUAUAUAAUGGGGCUAAUAGCAACAACAACAAUGGCAAAAGUGAUAUAUAUUAUCAAAGUGGUCAGGAUGUUGAAGUGGACCUCUCAACGGAAAUAAUCAAGCAACACUUUCAGAGUACCUGUCAUACAGCAUUGGAUACAUGCCGUGAAGAUCCGUCCUGUGCUUCAUCAUUGCAGCCAAUGCUGCAGCAUUGUGAGAUGCAUCGCUGUAAUCGCAAUGCAUGCAUGACUUCAUUGCAGGCCUUUUACAAAGGACCGCACGAGGACUUAAAUUUAGAUGUGGCCUUUUGUCUAUGCAAGAAAACAUCAAACCGCCAUGACAGUUGUAUGAUUGCUCAGGAAAAACUACAUCCGGUUUGUGCACAAAGACCACCCGACAACAAUAAUCAACAAAGUUAUACACCACCGCCAUCAUGUCACGCUGUGGCCGAAGCCUGCAAGGAGGAUCGUGAAUGUCGCCUCAAAUUGGAAUAUUUCGAACAGGCCUGUGCCGUUGAUAGUGUUACGAAAAAAUGUGCUGGUCGUCCUAGUGGCUGUCGCACAGCAAUGAUUGGUAUUUUAGGUACAACAUUGCGAACAACAUGUGCCUGUCAUGGUAAUGAUCCCCAGUAUUUGUAUCAAUGUGUGGGCUGGCGGCGACUACUAUGGAUGAAUCCUUGUGUGGUUGAAGCUCAAAAAGAUUUCCAUAUGAAACGUUUGGCCGAGCUGGGCUAUUUGACAACAACGUCGACUACAACCACUACAACAACUACGACGACGACAACAACAACAAGAGCACCACCGCCGCCACCACCUCCUCCGCCAACAACAACAACGACGACAACAACACAUCGUAUGCCACCGCCAGUGGUAAUACCACCAAAAUCUGGACGUAGGCCACCGUCAUAUCCAAAAGAAAUAUCGGAGCCAUCAUCAUCAAUAGAGCAUAAUAUUAUCGAACAGCCCGUGUAUAGCGGAAAUGAAGAAAACGGAAAUGGCGGAAAUGACGAUUAUCACAGUAGCAGCAGCAGUAGCAGUAGUGGUGCGGGAAACGGCCACAAUGGUAUCAAUGGCAAUGGUAAUGGCCACAACGGUGGCAAUGGUAAUAACAAAUCGGGUAUUACCAAUAAUAAUGGCGGCGGCGGUGGUAUUGGUAACGGUAUUGGCCGAGGGAGAUUGAUCAAAAAUGGUCGCAACGGCAAUGGUAAACAUGCCACACACAAGGCAGCUUCCACAGCUGAUGAUAAUGGCAACGGAAACGGAAAUGGUCAUGGCAAUGGCCACGUUAAUGGCAACGGUAACGGCAAUGGAGCUGGCGGCAACGGUGGCGUAAGCAACGGCAUAAAUACAGCCGGCGUUCUUAGCAAUAAUGGUGGUGGAGGGGCCAUCGUUUCGACCAUGGAUGGUGAUGGUGGUGCGGUAAUUGUUGAUUUCGAUGAUCAGACAAUCUACGCCGAACCAAUAGAAACAACUGAAUUUGCGGUUUAUGAAUCAACAACCAUGCCGACCACAACAUCAAUGACCACAACAACACAAGCACCAAGACACUGUGUGGUUCAGAGGCCUCGUCAAUCGGAUCAACUAAUACGAGAGGGUACUGGCAAAAGGAUUUACUCGUUGGACGAUGCUGAAUGCAGUGAAUUAUGCAGCUGUGGUGAAUCACUUACACUUACAUGUCAUGCCCUGUGUGUACCCUUCGCCCCUUGUCGCACCGCAUUGGCAUUUUAUAGUCAUGCAUCACCGGCAUAUCAAGCAUUUCGUGGUCGCUGCCUGUGCUAUUCGGGUAGUUUUAUCUGUAUGAAACCACCGUUGGGUGACUAUUCAUUACCAGGUGGUGUUUUCCUAAUGCUGGGCUAUAGUGCCACCGAUGAAGCCCUACUGCGACCCCACACCAAUUUGGGUGUCCAAGAUGCUGUCAGAGCUCUGCAGCAAUAUGUUAGCGCAUACAUUGAUAACCAGACUCAGUGCACUCUAACGUUAUUCAAUAUGACGGAAGAAAAUAUCAUAAUUGCUGCUCGAUUACCGCAUGAUGCUAAAUUGAAACCAAUGGAAUUGCUGAAAAAUGAAAAGGAUGAAUGUACCUCGGUGCUGCGUACAAUUAGCCAUCACAUUAACACGGAACAUCACGAGCUGCAAUCCCACCGACUAUUAAGCAUUUUUAAAAUGGCUGAAGUUGAAGUUGUUUGGCCAGAAAGUAGUGCUGCCACCAGUAGUCUAAGAUCAACAACCUCAACGUAUAGCUCAAGUUUGACCCUGCUGCUGUUGAUGAUGUCAUCGCUAAUGGCCAGUUUUAUGAUGACAAUUGUGUUGACAACACAACAGGACAAUAGUUUACGGCAAGUGAGUAGAAGACAUGCAACGGUUGUGGUGACAUGACAUUAAACAAAUUACAUCAUAAUUAGAUGGUAAUUAGGUCUAUAAAUAUACAAACACAC